CGCCGCCGCCGCCCAAAGGAUGCCGGGAGCUCCCGGAGCCCGCGCCGGUCCUUUUCGCCUGUUCAAGCCCGGCCAAUGGAGCGCCGAGUGCGGGCCGCUCCGCUAGGCUCGACUAGCCGCUCGCCGAACGCACCCACCCCCACCCCAUCUACGUCCCCCGGCCCCGUCGCCGACCUCAGUGCGCGACCUGAAACCGCGCCGGGAGUUCGCGACGCGGAGUGCGCGUGCGCGAGUCGGCCGGGUCGCACCUGGGAGAGCGCGUUGGGUACGCGGAGCUGGGGACGCGGUGCGGCGUGGCGGGGUCGGGACUGGCCGUGACACGAGGCGGGCGGGCGUGGCGCGGGCUCGGGGGCCGAGGCCCCGGAGGAGAACGCCGGAAAUGGACUUCCUGAGGCUUGCCCGGCUCGUCUCCAGCCCCCGCCCAGGGGGACUGCCCAUCAUGCGCCACCUUGACCCUCUCAGAGCCAGGUGGGCUGGAGGUAGGGCCGCAGGGGGGGUUUGGCCCGCGCCAGCAGCCUUCUCCAGCUCUCUCUCUCAGCUGCCCCUCGGCUCGCAGAGCCAGAAGAACACAGGCAGCCUCAGCUCUGACCCCGGCCAGCCCAGCCCUACGGCCACCCAGGAAGAAGGGGAGGAAGAGAGCUUUGGGACUCUCUCCGACAAAUACUCCUCUCGGAGAAUGUUCCACAAAUCGACGGCCCAGCUGUAUAACCUGCGGCUCAAGGAACAGAAUACUGAAGAAGAUGAGGAAGGGGAGCUGGAACCAAAACCAUGGCGGGGCCCCAGAAACACCCCUUACUGGUACUUCUUUCAGUGCAAACGCCUGAUCAGGGAAGGAAAGCUGGCCGAGGCCCUGGACCUGUUUGAGAGGCAGAUGCUGAAGGAGGAGCACCUCCAGCCCCUCGAGUGCAACUACACAGUGCUGAUCGGGGGCUGCGGGCGGGCCGGCUACCUGAAGAAGGCCUUCAGGCUCUACAACGAUAUGAAGAAGCGGGACCUGGAGCCCUCAGACGCCACCUACACAGCCCUGUUCAACGUUUGCGCCGAGUCCCCCUGGAAAGACUCCGCACUGCAGAGCGCCCUGAAGCUACGGCAGCAGCUUCAGGCCAGAAACUUCCAACUCAACUUGAAAACGUACCAUGCCCUGCUGAAGAUGGCCGCCCUGUGCGCGGACCUCAGGACGUGCCUGGAUGUGUUUAAGGAAAUCAUCCAGAAAGGGCACGUGGUCACAGAGGAGACCUUCAGUUACCUGCUCAUGGGCUGCAUCCAGGACAAGAAGACUGGCUUCCGGUACGCCCUACAGGUAUGGAGGCAGAUGCUGAGUCUGGGGCUCCAGCCGAGCCGGCAUGGCUACAACUUGCUGUUGGUGGCAGCUCGGGACUGCGGGCUGGGGGACCCGGCGGUGGCCUCAGCGGUGCUCCUGAGGCCCAGGGAGGAGAUAGCCUUGCUCCAGACCCCGGCCGGGGGGCGGCGGACCAGGAGGAGAGCCCAGGUCGGGGCAGACUGCAGCCUGUCAGCCAAGCUGCACGUGGAGGCCCUGGAGAGGCAGCUGUUUCUGGAAACUUCUCAGGCACUUGAGGGGCCUCAGGAGGCCAGAGCCCCCAAGCAGGCCCAGUCUGGGAUGGAGACCAAGGCGGAGCCCGACCACCUGGUGGCCCUCACCUCUGUGGCCCCGGAGCCGCCUCCCUGGGGGCUGGAGGCCAACCUCCUGACCCCGGGGGCGGCCCCCUUGGCUGUGGUCUCCUUUGGGACCGUGAGCACCCCUGCCGACAGACUGGCCUUGAUGGGGGGCCUGGAGGGCUUCCUCGGCAAGAUGGCGGAGCACGGGCUUCGCCCUGACAUCAAAACCCUCACGCUGCUGGUGGAGGUGGUGGAGCCGGGGAGCCCCGCAGAGUCCUCGCUGCUUAGCGUGCUGGACGCGCACAGGGUGGAGGCCGACCUGACCUUCUUCAACACGCUGAUGAGGAAGAAGAGCAAGCUGGGUGACCUGGAGGGGGCAAAGGCCCUGCUGCCCGUCCUGGCAAAGAGGGGCAUCGUCCCCAACCUGCAGACGUUCUGCAGCCUGGCCAUCGGGUGUCGCAGGCCAGAGGACGGCCUGCAGCUGCUCUCGGACAUGAGGGAGUCCCAGAUGAGCCCCAACGCCCACAUCUACAGCACCCUCAUCAAUGCGGCUGUCAAGAAGCUGGACUACGCCUAUCUCAUUGACAUCCUGAAGGACAUGAGGCGGAACAGAGUCCCCGUGAAUGAAGUGGUCAUCCGCCAGCUGGAGUUCGCGGCCCAGUACCCACCCAGCUUUGACCGGUACAAAGGGAAAAACACCUACUUGGAGAAGAUUGAUGGCUUCCGGGCUUAUUACAAGCAGUGGCUGAAAGGGAUGCCAGCGGAGGAAACCCCCCACCCAUGGCAGAAGUUCCAGACGAAACCAAAAGGAGACCAGGACACCAUCACUGAGGCUGAUAUGGACAAAGGCCCUGGGGGCAGGUGAGGAGGAGGUCCUAGGAGACCCCCAGCAGAGCCGGAACAAAGUGCACAGCCUUCAUGGGGCUCUGUGGGAACCCCGAGUCCCCUUCACGUGAAAGACACUGAGUGUGCCGGGGCAGCUGCAAGCACGAGGGCAAGUCCAGGGUCAGGGCUCCAGCUCAGGCAUCGGCCUGAGGACGACUGCUGGCCCAGGUGCCCAACAAGGUCAUGGCAAGCGCCAGAGCAGCAGGGGCCGCCUUGGUCCGUCAUCUCAGGCCAUGCCCGUCUGAGGGUGACAACGAGGAGGGUGAGUUUGCUCCAGGUCACAUAACACGGGUGAGGAGGAGUCGGGAUCGAGUCCUAAGGGCGACUAGUCUCCGGGGCCUGGUGCUGUCCCCUGGGUGCCAGACCGCUGGCUCUAAGAAGGGACGCGAAGCCCAAAAGCUUUAGUUUUUUUUAUUUCUACAAAUCACAGCUGAUGAACACCAAAACCUUCCCACAGAGAGACCAUGCUCCUAGUCGGGCCUGGGGACCACUCUGAGGAAGAGAUGCUCCCAGGAAAGGGUGGCGUGACGGGCAGAGUCCUGCGCGGCCCAGAGUCCGGGGUGGGUGGAGGUCGGGGCCUGAUGCUCAGCCAGAGCAGCCCCGGCAGCCACAGUGCGUGCACUCGAUGAUCCGGCCCUGUGGACAGAGGACCCCUGAGACCCUGUGCCCACAUACGGGGGCCCCCCAAGGGAAGCAUGGCCACGGGACACCCACUCCCCACGGACCCUGUGGACAGAGGACCCGAGACCCUGUGCCCACAUGCAGGAGCCCCCCAGAGGGAGGCAUGACCACGGAACACCCACUCCCCUUGGACCCUCCUCAGAAACCCUCCAUGAUGGUGUGGGAUGGGGAAAAUUCAGCUCCCUUGUGACGAUGAGAACAGCUGCUGUUGACAGUUAAAUUUCUAUGAGGAUUUAACUUCUACAAAUUCAAUGUACAUACUUGCCCCCAAAAAGGAAAAAAAAAAUCUCUGAUUCCUGUUA
Messenger RNA from Bubalus bubalis (water buffalo), 3485 nucleotides. It is a transcript of the gene PTCD1, whose product is annotated as pentatricopeptide repeat domain 1. Bases 380 to 2482 code for a protein of 700 amino acids. Gene Ontology annotation, cellular component: mitochondrial matrix. NCBI's taxonomy places the organism in Eukaryota, Metazoa, Chordata, Mammalia, Artiodactyla, Bovidae. The record is from RefSeq and is a predicted model, not a curated record. The transcript has 9 exons. Gene Ontology annotation, biological process: tRNA 3'-end processing. Gene Ontology annotation, molecular function: protein binding; tRNA binding.